AUGAGCGACGUUCGCGGGCCAGCCAGCGCUCUCACCUCGUUCCUCCGCGAGAAGAACAUUCGCAUUCCCAACACUUCGUACAGUCGACGUCGUCGCCAGCAGCAGACGGAGGAGCAAGAUGGUGCAGCUGAUAGCGCCAGCAAUGCCGCCGCAGAGCUUUCCACCUCCGCCGCUUCCUCGUCUCGCGAACUCGUCCUUACCCCCGAUGAGCCCGCCGUAGCUGGGCCCAGUGGCUCUCGCUCUCGCCCUCGACCUCGCCCUUCUCGAGCAGCAGCAGCAGCCGCCGCUGCUCCCGCUGCGGUGCCUGCGAAGCGCAAGAAGCCCGCUCCUGCUGGCGCAUCGAUGAACUUUGACGAGGAGGACGACGAUGAUGAUUGGCAUUCAGACGAGGAUGGCGGCAGCGACUCGGAUUUCAAAGUGUCAAGCAAAGAGGCUGCCUCCCUUGGCGGCGCCGAUACAGAAGCCCAGAAGUGGCAGCGCAUCAAACGCGGCGAAGUCGAGAACAUCAGCCUCAAAGGCGUCGCAUCCGGCGCCAUUGAUUACUGUCCCGGCUGCUCCAAGCGCUUCUGCCUCACUCAGUACACCGUCCAGACCGAGUCGGGCGGUCUUUGCCACAAGUGCGGGCCGCAGUACAACGCUGCCAUCACCGGAGGCAACGCGGCUGCGAGCUCUUCUAAGGGCAAGUCGUCAGCCGCCUCUACCAAACCGCCCCCCCGCAAGAAGCGAACCAUCGUCAAGCGCCCGCAGGAUAAGCGCGUCCUCUCCACGCUCCAGCACAUGUGCAUCAACAUCAUCUCCGACCACAUCGAGGACGUCGAGGCCCUCGGCGGCAUCGGCGAUCGUAACAUCGAGAUCCUCAGCAAGAGCAUCUGCCGCAAUCGUCGCUUGAAUGAUCAGACUUUCCAGCUCUUCCUCGAGCCCUACACCGAGACGCUCAACCUCUACGACUGCUCGCGCCUCACGCCCGACGCGCUAGCUACAGUAGGGGUCUUCUCGCCGCGCAUCCACACCAUCAACCUUCAGCAGUGCGGUCAGCUGAACAAUGCAGCCUUCGACGCCUGGACGGACAAGCUGGACCAUCUUCGUCGACUGGAACUGUAUGGCCCUUUUCUCGUCCGCAAGGAGUCGUGGCAUCGCUUCCUCGACAAGGUAGGGGAUCGCCUCGAAUCGCUCAAGAUCCGCGAGACGCCCCGUUUCGACCUCUCGUGCGUCCAGACCCUCGUUGUACGCUGCCCUGGCCUCAAGGAGCUCGGACUGGCACAGAUCGGCCCUCUCAAUGGCGAGUGCCUCAAGCCCCUCGCCCAGCUCAAGGAGCUCACUUACCUAGACAUCUCCGAUCCCGGUGUCAGCGUGGGCGGUAUGCCCCCCGACUCCCUCAAGGACGACGAGGUCAUCGAGCUCCUCUCUCACAUCGGCGCGCGCUUGGAGCAUCUAGACCUCUCGGGCAAUACCGAACUCACCGAGCGUGUCGUCUUGGAGGGCAUCAUGCCGUACUGCACCUCGCUGCGUGCCCUCCGCCUCGCCAAGCUCACGAACAUCUCCUCGGCGUCCCUCGCCAAGCUCUUCGAGUCCUUUGAGCAGCGCAGCCUCCCCAAGCUCACGCACGUCGACCUGACGCGAUGCAACGAGGUGGGCGACGAUGCGGUCGAGGCCUUGAUCAAGCACUCCGGGCCGGCUCUUACCUACUUGAGCAUCAAUUCCCUCACCCCCACCACGACCCGCGGCGGGCUCUCUAGCAUCGCCACCUCUUGCGUCUCUCUUCGCACGCUCGACGUCUCCUUCGUGCGGAAAUGUGCCGAAGCUCAAGUCCUCUCCCUCAUCGAAGGAUGUGUCUCCUUGGAGCUACUCAAGGUAUUUGGCUGUAACCGUAUCCCGGACUAUGUGGUGGGGACGGCAAAGUGUGCCAUUGUGGGGCUGGAGAGGGUGCCCGUGGUCAGCCAGCCGAGGACUACCGGUGGGGCCGUUGUGUGAGGCUAUGCGUCCUAUUCGAGUAGGACGAGGAGGCGGCGUUCGCUCGGCCUGACUUCACUUUCUCAUGUCCCUCUCUCUCUCUCCCCCCCCCCCCCCCC
Molecule: messenger RNA, 2069 nt
Organism: Jaminaea rosea
Lineage: Eukaryota; Fungi; Basidiomycota; Exobasidiomycetes; Microstromatales
Product: RNI-like protein
Exons: 2
Coding region: 1-1971 (656 amino acids)
Biological process (GO): SCF-dependent proteasomal ubiquitin-dependent protein catabolic process
Cellular component (GO): SCF ubiquitin ligase complex
Molecular function (GO): protein binding
Source: RefSeq, a predicted model, not a curated record